CAACAAUGGUUUCUAGAUUCUUCUCUAACCUUGCGUAUAUUUCCUUCUUGCCAGCUUCACUGUAAAACAUCUCUCUGUCUUCCUUCUCCGAUUUGUAUCUGUUCUUUUCAGUUUCCUUCUCCUCCGAGAAAGUUAGCUCCUUUCUCUUGUUCUCUCUCGAAAAGAUCUCUCCUUUCAACGUUAAGUCGUUUAGUUGUUUGAGUGAUGUCUACGGAUACGGAGGCGAAUUUACUUGCGUUAGCGGCUGUGUUCCGCAGGAGGAUCGAAGAAGGUGGAUACUUACCGGUGAAUUUUUCUUCAGCCGGCGGAGAAGCCGACGAGGACGGAGAAACCACCGAUCGUCGCGGUUCGGUGAUCCAGAGAGUGGUAGUGAUCAGAUCGCCUGUCGGACUCGAGGAUUUUUUGAACGACGACGGUUCCGGGAAACAGGGGAGAUCGCCGGCGUCGAAAUCGUCGGUGGAGAGUAUGCCACGUGUCGUGAUCGGAGGAGAUAAGGAGGCUGGAGGAGGAGGAGGGUGUUCGAUUUGUCUGGAGGAGUGGUCGGAAGGUGACGUGGCCGCGGAGAUGCCGUGCAAGCAUGAGUUUCACUCAAAGUGUGUGGAGGAGUGGUUGGGGAGGCACGCCACGUGUCCGCUGUGUAGGUACGAGAUGCCUGUUGAGGAAGUGGAAGGAGAGAAGAAAGUUGGGGUUUGGAUUGGUCUCUCUGUUAGCACCGGUGGAAGAAGAGACGGAGAAGACGGUGGUGAUUCGAACCCUCGAGAUGAGACAGAGGCUUAGGUACUGAAGACGAUGGUGAUUCGAACCCCUCGAGAUGAAACAGAGGCUUUAGGUUCAAGGCUUUUGAUUUGUGUUUGUGUAUAUAUUUAUUCCUUUUUAAGAUAUUUCCAAUCUUGUUACAAAAAAAAAAAAGAAAGAUAUUUCCAAUCUUCAGUUAAGAAUUCGUUUGCUGAAA
This is a messenger RNA of Brassica rapa (field mustard), 952 nucleotides long. RefSeq names its product E3 ubiquitin-protein ligase MPSR1. The record is from RefSeq and is a predicted model, not a curated record. Gene Ontology annotation, molecular function: ubiquitin protein ligase activity. Gene Ontology annotation, biological process: protein ubiquitination. Gene Ontology annotation, cellular component: cytoplasm. Lineage: Eukaryota; Viridiplantae; Streptophyta; Magnoliopsida; Brassicales; Brassicaceae.